Pocillopora meandrina is the source of this 6288-nucleotide messenger RNA. The record is from the annotation of a GenBank genome assembly. NCBI's taxonomy places the organism in Eukaryota, Metazoa, Cnidaria, Anthozoa, Scleractinia, Pocilloporidae.
GAACCAGUAAAGAAGAGAAAAAAAAGUAAGGAGAAGAGUGAGAAGGAAGUGCAGAAGGUGAGUGAAAAAAACAGCAGAAGGACUCCAGAUUUUUUACUAGGGAACAGAGAUUUUUAUUGAUGACUAGAUAUUCAAACAGUCCUACUCACAAAAGAGAGAGUCUAUUUAAUGUGUUUCACCUUAACAUCAGUAUGCAUAUUUUAUAUGCUGUUUUCUAUACAUUUCCUAAAAUCAAGAGCCUUCAUUCUGGUGACCUUAAUGUGUGACUUGAGGUGAUAUUGUAAGGAGAAAUUAGAUGCUAGUCACUUUAAGGGGUUGAAGGGUUAACUGUAAUUAAAACUAGUGAUUUGAAAGAUGUGUGAAAUUAGCUAUUUGUGAUUUAAUGAAUUUUAUUAUCAUCCUUUAGCCAAAGAUUAUCCCUCAUGCACAUCAGUUGUUCAGGGUUGGAAAAAACACCAAAGAAAGAAUUAAGAUCUCAAAAUUAGCAGAUCUGAUUUUCUUUGCAUCCCUACGAGAUGUUGAUCCCAGAUGCCAGUCUUGUCAGUCCUGGUGUCAGAUAGAAGGUGCUGAUAAAGUCCACAAAGUCAUCAUCAUUCUUGUCAGUGGUGUGGGAGCAAAGGAAUUUAUUGAAAAUAAAGAUUGUUUUCCCAAAUGUAGCAGCUUCUUUCAGUUGGUAAGAUUUUUUAUCUGGUGUAUUGAGACAAUUAAAUGUUAAAUGAUUUCAACCAAUUUUGCUUUGAUUUUAUUUCCUUUUUCAGGGCUUAAACACCAAAGCAUCAGGAACAGACUUUAGUGUGAAACUUCCUCAUGAGAGCUUACUUCUUGUUGAUAUGCCAAAGAAAGAGUUAAAGAAAUUGAGGAAAAGGCUGGAAAAGAGUGAGUGUUUAACCAAAUGAUGUACAUGUUAAUCUGUUUCAGAUGUGAUGAUUUUCCUCAAUAUAUAUUUUUGUUAUGAUUUUGAUGUAUAGAUCAGUGAUUAUAAUUGAUCCACCUGUAAUUUGAAAUCUUAUUCAGCUAAAUUUGGUAGAGAGGAUUACAAAUUAACUCUGGAGGAGAUGCAUGAAAAUAACUUUCCACUGCCAAGUGCUGUCAGUGACAAGAAUGGGGAAACAGAACAUGAUGGUAUUGGUGAUAAAUGCGUAUAAUCUAGAUAUUAAUAAGAUACAUGAAAAAAAUUACUCAAUUCUGAUUAGUUUAAGAUAAAUGCAGUUUUCAGAUAAUUCAUGCAGAAGAGGGUUAACUCAGUGCAAAGAAGUAACAAAACAGACUUAACAAUUCCUUGAACUGUUUAGCCAGACUUUGAACUUUUUUGUGCCUUAAAGAACUGAUGUGAAAAUAUUAAUAAGUACUUGUAAUUUUUUCCAAAGACCACAAAUUGCACUCGUCCUACUGGCUUGUGCAAUUUUUUAGUCUUUGAAAAAAUUUACUCAUGCAUAUUGCGCUAAAAAUUGCACAAGAAACCAUGUGAUUACCUAUACUAAUGAUAACAGGUAAUUGAUAUUUGUAAUUUUAACCCUAUCAUUCCUAUGAGUGACCAAGAAAGAAUUUCUCCUUACAUGUGAAAUAAGUGUCAUCAAGGUACAAUGUAGAGAAGGUCACCAUAGCAACUGGGCCACAGGGCACCAGGAUAUGGAAUAAAAAUCUGAUAUAGAACAUGGGAUAAGGGGAGGAGAUGAGGGUUGCAAGUUUGCAAGUAAAGGCAAUAUCAUGUAUUAGUAUGCAGAAAAAAAUCGGUCAGUCUGCAGUUUCAUUAACACUAGUUUCCUUGUUUUUAGGGUUUAUUUCAACUAAACCAUUUAAGAAGUCUAAGAAAUCUCCAGAGUCACCAAUGUUUGCAAUCGAUUGUGAAAUGGUACUGUAUGUUCACAAAAUCAUAUCAAUUAUUCAAGAAUUAUAGAUAAGAAUUAAUUGUUCUUCCAUGUAAAGUGGGAUUGGUAGUCAGUUCUAUUAAUCAAUAAAAACUGACCUCAGUUUUAAUGGCCACAUUGAUUGAUUUGUUGUCAUUCAUGUGUUUACUAGUGUAAGUCAUCACUUGGAAAGGAACUCACAAGAAUAUCAUUGGUUGAUGAAUCAUGUAGGGUGGUUUAUGACACACUUGUAAAACCACCCAGGCCAAUAGUGGACUACAAAACAGAGUAAGUGAUAGAAACAAAUUUUCAGGGGCAAAUUUACCUUAAACUAUGUGUGUGAUCAUGAUAAAUAGUUUGGGUAGUUUUUAACUUACAUUAUGGACCUUGAACUUGGCUUAAAGAGAAAUGCAGCAACUACUCUUGAAUCAGUAUUUCCCAAUUUUUAUUUGUUAACUUAGUUUUUCACAUCAAUUUCAGUUAUUAAGGUUUCCACCCUGUUGUGAUACUUUUUUUUGUGUAGGUUUAGUGGAAUCACUGCAGAAAUGCUGGAGAAUGUAACUACAACAUUAACUGAUGUUCAGAAACAUUUGGUAGAUAUUCUACCAGCAGAUGCCAUUCUUUUAGGGCAUUCACUAGAGUUUGACCUCAGAGCCCUUAAGGUUGGCAAUAAUUUGACAUUUAUUUCAGUCUGUAAUGGAAGUGCGUGCAACGCACUUUUUUCUCUUUUUAAGAACCAGUUUAAUCAUGUCAUAAUAUAGUAUGGUUCUAAUAUUUCUUUAUAAGAUUCUCUUUUGUUUGUGAUUUACUUGUUAUUGAAUUUCCUUCUUUUGUUAUCUUAUUUUAUUCAUGGUUCAGGGAUGUUUUGCCCCAAUGCAAUUUUGCCCCCCACCACCCUUGUGAGUUCACCCUCUGAAGGAGAACCAUUUUGCCAUCUCCUCCAGCAGUUUGUCCUCAAAUAGUACACCUUAUAUCUGUAUGGUAUAACAUGGUACUUGGCACAUUCCAGAUCUCUUUGUUCAUUUACCUAUUUGAUUUUCAGCUCUAUCACACAAGAGUGAUCGAUACUUCUCUCCUUUAUGGAGACUGUCAAGGAGUACCUUUGUUUAAAUCAUCAUUACGGAAUCUUGCUCGUCAGCAUUUAAAGUAGGUUUUUCAAAUAUUUCUCACAGCUCAUUCACUCACCACUGAUUGCAGGAUGGACUUUUUUGGUUAACAACUAAUUUGUUAAUUUGGCAAUAAAUUUAUAUGAGACAGGAUUGAAAACUUUAUCUACAGUAUUAAAUUAAAAAAAAAAGUUACAUAUACAUUCAUAGCAGUUAAUUUUAGUUAAGUUCUUUUUUUUUCUAAAGGAAGGAUAUUCAGAAUGGAGAAAGUGGUCAUUGUUCAAUAGAAGAUGCAAGAACCUGCAUGGAAUUAGUUCAGCUCAAAAUUAAAAAUGGUCAGCACUUCAAUUUUUACCAACUUGUUGGUUGUCAUCAGUUUAUUAUCUUUUUCUGUCAUUAAAUCUUUGUUAUUUUCUCUGCUCUUGCCUUUUUCAGGUCCUAACUUUGGAAAAACCUUGUCAGGAAAGGAAGGGUAUGAAGUACAUGUUGUCUCGAAAUUUACCUGCAGCACAGUUUAGGGGACUUUGCAAAGGCAUUCACAAUUGAAGACAUUAGCCCUCUUGUUUUCACUUUUGACUCUUUCUAUAUUAAAAUUAAAAGUUUGAUAUUCAACAUCAAAUAAAUCAUUGCAUAUGUUUUUAACCAUGAUUUGCUUCUCUAAUCAGAUUUUUCAAGCAAAUUGAACGUAGUAGGAAAAGAGGUAGCUGAGUUUUCUACUGUACUGUAGAACCUCGCCACAUUUUCACCACAAUAUUAUGAUCAAUUAACACUUUUUGAUUACCAAGUUUCUUGGAAACUUUUACUUUUUAGUACUACCAGAGGAGUUAGCAGGGUACUAAAAGUUUUCCCGUUUACAACAACUCUCUUUUAGAUCUUUCAAAGUAAAAAAAAAUUCCUUCAUGUCACUUUUAUUCAUCCAGUUGAUUUUAAACAGAAAUUGAAUGAUUGUUGAUCCCAUUCCUUGCAUGAUAUUGAUAACUUCAAGAGUAUUACCCCCUCCCCCUCUCCCCCCUCCUGCAUCAGUAUAGCCACAUUUUCAUGGCUCAGUGGUGCUAUCACAUAAUGGAGGCCACCACUUUUUCCCUAAUAAAGAUGCUCUUUUGGAUGUAAGGUUGAUAAUGAUCUCAGUCAAAUGAAAUAACUAAAGUUGAUUUUUCAACAGCACCUUUACAGAAUUACAUUUAGGGAACUAUCGUCUCUCUCUUAAAACUUUUUACACAUAAACCAAAGAGAAGUGUUGAGCUGUCUGUUUCGUCAUGUAGGAUCCAUCCUAGAUUUUCCCGGAGUAGUAAAAAAGUUUGGCAAAGGAGCAACUCAUGCAGUAACUUGCACUUCAGAUGAAGAGGUGGGACUUAUGCGACGGUCUAGAGAUUACAGAUUUAAAUGUGUGUAAGGCAUUGAUAUUGAUGAGGCUGUUUUUUCACAUAAUCAGAAAAUGCUUUGGCACAGAAAUUUCCGCAGCCCCGAGAAUCAAAUCGUGAGGUUGUCUUCCAUACUUUUACAUUGUCAGCUUUGACAGAACAUGUGUUAUUCUGGGAUGUUGAGACUCACAAUAUACAAUAGUAAGCGAAAGGUUUCCCCAAAACUACACCUGAUCUGGCGAUUAAAAGUAAACAGUCCAGUAGUCAUGAUUACAAGGAAUUCUUCCUUUACUAUAUUAUAAGAUAUUGACAUUCACUUCUUCCAGGUAGUUUCUGGCGCGGUUAAAUUAAUGGAGUCCUCCGAUAUCGUCUGGACUCAUCUUCAUGAAGCUGAGAUGUUUUUCAAAGGUAAGCGGAAUUUGAUUCAGCGGCUUAUCCUUGUCUGAUAAUGCAUCACUAAGGGGCCAAUCAGAUAAUUCGUUUACUGGAUGACGAGAAAAGCAAGGAGAACCUUUUCAUUUGAUUAAUGCGUUGUACAAAUUAAAAUACCACUUCCUUGAACUGAAACUCUCUUCGCUCUCACGAUGCUUUUCUGCCUUCUGUUCGCUUUCGGAGACUUUUGCUCUCUUCUCGUCUGAUUAGAAUGCUAUUAGAGUCCUAUGUACUAUCUGUUAAUGUAAUUUUCGCAUUCCCAUUCGCAUUUUUUGCCUACUUAACGUAUGAUAAUGAGCCUAUGCUUAAUCUUCUGUUUGCAGAGGAACAGUCAAGCAAUAAUGAAAAUCAGCAAAGAACUUUCAAGGUAGGAGAUGAAAGUGCACUCCAAAAUAAAAUUCAUUUUUGAUAGCUGAACUCUUACAACGAUCCCAUGCCUAAAAAAACAUAAUGAAAUAAUGUAACAAAUAUAAGCUCCAUAGAUUGAAGUCCUCAACGCAAAUUACAAAAAAAAGUGUAGAUCUUCCAAUCAAAUAUUAGACUUAAGUGUCGACCAUGCUUAAACCUAAGUGCGCACAAAAGAUUACAAAAUCAUAUCUUAUCGUAAUUCACGGUAACUAUGUUAAAUUCAAAUAAAAGGAGGUCAAACAUAUCUCUGUAGCUCUGGCUGUAGGUUUAGCCAAUUUUUUUUUUAUUUUGUGCCUCCAAACAUACACAAUGUCAAGUAAGGUUGUACAUGUUAUCGUCUCCAUCUGUUUAACCAACUAGUCGGUCUACGUUUUUCACUGCUCACACAUGUACCAUCAAUGUAAAGCGUACAUACUUCAAAUGGUAAAGUAAUCAUGUAUCUUUGCUCUUAAUAGGACGUACUUCAUUCCGUGGAUUCAAGUAUCCAGCAAAUCCACGAUGCUGUGCCAAGUGACUGUCUAUUAUUAGUGGUGUUUGGUUGCAGUGAUUUAUCGCCCGUGAUAAGGUUCGUGUAUAGUCAUAUACCUCUCACUUACCAUUCCAUGUUUUCCGUAAUUCAUGUUCCGAGAAUUUGGUUCCACAUCAGUUGGCAAUCUUAGCUUCAAGUUAAGAAACAGCAAUCUCAGGAAUACCAAGACCAUUGUAAUCACUAUUUGUUUUCCCCAUUUCACGUACUGGAAAGUCUGUGGCACGUAAUGGCAAAGCUGUGGAACACGCAUGAGCAAACUCCCCUCUGAAUCCUUACUGAGCCCACAAUUUAUAACGCAAAGUUGUUAGCCAUUUGAGGUAUUUGAUGACCUGGUAGUUUUAGAAAAUUUUCUUGGUGCUCCAGAUCUUCUCUGAUCGGAUAAGACUCAGCCUUCUCAGUGAGACUCUUUUUGGGGGAGGGGUAGGGCUGCGUUAAACACGUAAACACGAUAGAAUACAUAAUCUAAGGAAGCAAUGCCUAAUUUUCCCUACAAUUUGAAUUCCAGGCUUCAGUCAAAGACAAAAGAAGAUAAAGCCAACAGAACUGAAUUGAAAGAAGUUGUGAGCAAGACAAAGAAUGGACUGUGUUUUCUAAAAAUUACGUAG